CGCAUAAUCGUUCUGCCCCUUGUAUGUCGAUCCCAAUGUUUCUGCCUGAAUAUUAGAGUGCCCAAGCAAGGAUCGACUGAAGAAUCCAUGUUUCUGGAGUGGCUAAUAGCGACACCGGUGGCUUGGAGCCUGAUGGGGCUGCUUUCUUUGCAUUGCAUCGUUAUGCAAGCAGAUUGAUGCUGCACCCGAAGGAGCAUUAUCCAUGAAUCCGCGCCUAUUUUCCGUUGGAUCGUGGACUCAACCAUUGACAUGUGUGGCUGCUCCUGGGGCGUUGAAAAUAGGUGUCUCCAAAUACUGCACCCAACUCAUUCAACUCCAUCACUUGCAUCACUAUGGCACCCGAACCUGGCAUUGUGCCUGUCCCUGGUGCCUUCCAUGGUCCCCCGGGGCUUCGACGCAGCGAUGGCUCGUCUCCUCGCAGCUGGGUUCGACCUCGGUCCGGCGCCAACUAACGCAAUGUUAGGCGAGAAGCAUGGCGUUAUAUCCCAGGACGAUGCUGACCAUAUUCAAACCACCAUGACGCCGUACAUAGACAAGGGCAAGGAAUUUAUCAUUAUCGUGCACUCGUACAGAGGUACCCCAGGGGCAUGCCCGGUGAAGCACCAGGCCGUCAAGGAACGUGCAGCAGCGCGAAAAGAGGGCGGAAUUCGGGCCAUCAUCUUCAUUUCAUGCAUCCUGAUUCCCAAGAAAGGCGUUGCAUCCACAGAAACAGGGUAUUUCGGGCAUCUGGCCACAGCGCUUGACUCACGAGCCGACGGAAGAAAAGGUGCUAGUCAACCCGAUGAUUGAGAUUCCGAUACGCUGGUAGGGUCUCCUCCUAUUGCUUAAGAGUUCACGAGGACGGCGUUCUACAGUGAUAUGACUGAUGAGUUGGUGGAUU
Molecule: messenger RNA, 880 nt
Organism: Pseudomassariella vexata
Lineage: Eukaryota; Fungi; Ascomycota; Sordariomycetes; Amphisphaeriales; Pseudomassariaceae
Exons: 1
Coding region: 250-789 (179 amino acids)
Source: RefSeq, a predicted model, not a curated record